AGUUCGAAUGUCUUCUUUGUUGUGCGGACGGAGGAAACGGUAAAACGUCCCAUUUGUCUUUUUUCUCUCUCUGAAUGAGACAUGUUAUGAUUGUCUGUUUACCAUAGUGGACAGAUGAUUGAUUGUUAGAUUAGCUUCCAAGACAAGGCAAAAUCAAUACCCUCCCCCCCUCAAACUCUCUCUUUCGGUUUCCUUUUGGUGUUGUUGAUACUUGAUAAUUUGUUAGGAGGCAUCACGAUAAUCAUGAUGCUGGGGAAAAGCUAGAAAGCCUAGAGGUAGUUGAUUUCAGGGUCUUGUUGCAGCUAGCCAUGGCAGCUGUGAAGUUGUUCUUCCUGCUGGUGUUCUCCGGAGGGAUGCAUGGGAUCUUGUGUUUUACCAACUCUGAUGAUGCUGGGGUACUCCAGUCUUUGAAGGGUCAGUGGGAAAAUACACCACCAAGCUGGGAAAAGUCAGAUCCUUGUGGCGUACCCUGGGAAGGAAUCACAUGCAACAACUCAAGGGUGAUUGCAUUGGGAUUAUCGACCAUGGGCCUCAAAGGAAAGCUAGAGGGUGAUAUUGGGGGGCUAACCGAGUUGAGAUCCUUGGACUUGUCAUUCAAUCUAGGUCUCACAGGUUCUCUCACUCCAAAGUUAGGGAAUUUAGAAAAUCUGAACAUCCUAAUCCUUGCAGGCUGUGGCUUCACCGGUCAAAUUCCAGAUGAAUUGGGAAAUCUUGCGCAGCUGACCUUCUUGGCACUGAAUUCAAACAACUUAACUGGUCAAAUACCUCCUUCUUUGGGUAGACUCUCCAAUCUCUACUGGCUGGAUCUGGCAGAGAAUAAGUUGUCAGGACCUUUCCCAACUUCAACAUUAACCAGCCCGGGCUUGGACCAACUUCUAAAGGCAAAACACUUCCAUUUCAAUAAGAAUCAGCUUUCAGGCCCCAUUCCGCGGAAACUUUUCAGCUCUGACAUGGAACUAAUACAUGUACUAUUUGAUGGAAAUCAAUUGUCUGGGAGUAUACCAGACACACUAGGACUUGUUCAGACUCUUGAGGUUCUGCGGCUUGACAGAAAUUCUCUUAGUGGGACCGUCCCAUCAAACCUCAACAACCUAACGAUCGUCAAUGAAUUGAAUUUAGCGCACAACCAACUUAUUGGGCCAAUACCAAACUUAACAGGAAUGGACCACCUUAAUUAUGUCGACUUAAGUAACAACACUUUUGACCCAUCAGAAGCUCCAGCUUGGUUCUCAACCUUACCAUCACUCACCACCCUGAUUCUAGAACAUGGAUCACUCUAUGGGAGUGUGCCACAAAAAGUCUUCAGCUUUCCAGGGAUAGAGCAAGUGAAACUAAAGAACAAUGCAUUCAAUGACACAUUCAGCAUGGGUGACAGCAUAGGCGAUCAACUGCAGCUUGUUGAUUUGCAAAACAACCAAAUUCCAUCAGUAACACUGAGUUCUGGAUACACAGAUGCAUUAAUACUCGUGGGAAACCCUGUGUGCAAGGUUACUCUCUUGAAUACUGCCUACUGUCAAAUUCAGGAUCAAACCCCAAAGACAUAUUCUACCAACCUGGCUAAUUGUGGAAGCGAACUUUGUUCCCCAGACCAGAAGCUCAAUCCUCAGAGUUGUGAGUGCGCUUAUGCAUAUGAAGGGACACUAUACUUCAGAGGUCCAACCUUCAGGGAUUUGUCUGACUUAAACAAAUUCCAUUCACUAGAAUCAAGCCUUUGGACGAAACUGAACCUUACUCCUGGUUCAGUUUUUCUUCAGAACCCCUUCUUCAAUAUUGAUGACUAUCUUCAGAUACAAUUGGCACUCUUUCCACCCACAGGAAAAUAUUUUAAUAGGUCAGAGGUUCAGAGGAUUGGAUUUUCCCUGAGUAAUCAAACCUACAAGCCUCCUGAAGAAUUUGGGCCCUACUAUUUUAUCGCAUCUCCAUACCACUUCCAAGGACAUGGAGGAACUUCUUUUAGCUUGGGUGUGAUUAUUGGGAUAGCAAUUGGCUGUACCAUUCUGGUUGUGGGGCUUGUGGCAUUGGGGAUAUAUGCUGUUCGACAAAAGAAACGUGCAGAAAGGGCUAUUGAAUUAAGCAAACCAUUUGCUUCUUGGGCUCCAAGCGGCAAAGAUAGUGGUGCUGCACCACAAUUAAAGGGAGCAAGAUGGUUCUCUUAUGAUGAACUCAAAAAGUGCACCAAUAAUUUCUCAGAAAGUAAUGAGAUUGGAUCUGGGGGCUAUGGCAAGGUUUAUAGAGGAAUGCUCUCUGGUGGACAAAUAGUGGCGAUCAAAAGAGCUCAGCAAGGAUCUAUGCAAGGUGGGCUCGAAUUCAAAACUGAAAUUGAGCUGCUUUCACGGGUUCAUCAUAAGAAUCUUGUCGGCCUUGUGGGCUUUUGCUUUGAACAAGGAGAACAGAUGCUGGUUUAUGAAUUUAUGCCCAAUGGAACACUCAGGGAGAGCUUGUCAGGGAGAUCUGGCAUUCAUUUGGAUUGGAAGAGGAGACUCCGUAUUGCUUUAGGCUCAGCCAGAGGCUUAGCUUACCUUCAUGAGCUUGCAAAUCCUCCUAUAAUUCACAGAGAUAUCAAGUCCACCAAUAUUCUGUUGGAUGAAAAUUUAACCGCAAAGGUUGCAGAUUUUGGUUUGUCUAAACUAGUAUCAGACAGUGCAAAAGGGCAUGUUUCAACUCAAGUCAAAGGCACAUUGGGUUAUCUUGAUCCUGAAUAUUACAUGACUCAACAACUAACUGAGAAGAGCGAUGUAUACAGCUAUGGAGUAGUUAUGCUUGAACUGGUAUCUGCUAGGCAACCAAUUGAGAAGGGAAAGUACAUUGUUCGUGAGGUGAGAAUGGCAAUGGAUAAGAAUGAUGAAGAGCACUAUGGCUUGAGGGAGAUAAUGGAUCCAGCAAUCAGAAACGUGACAAAUCUUAUAGGGUUUAGGAAGUUUCUGGAGUUGGCCAUGCAAUGUGUUGAAGAGUCAGCUGGAGACCGUCCAACAAUGAGUGAUGUGGUCAAGACAAUUGAAACCGUUCUACAGAAUGAUGGAAUGAACACAAACUCAACGACAUCUGCUUCCUCAUCUGCUACCGAGUUCGGAGCUUCAAAAGGGGUUCCUAGGCAUCCUUACAAUGAUUCCCUGCCAAGAAAGGAAGUUAAUGAUAGUGAUGCCUUCGACUACAGUGGUGGAUACACACUCUCAACAAAGGUUGAGCCAAAGUAGCAGGCUCUUUGUUUUUUAUUUUUUUAACCAUUUUAGAGAACUCAUUUCCCAUUACAAGAUGAAUACUAUGUGUUUGAAAACUUUGUUUGUUUAUCAAAUGCAUAAAAAGUGUUAGUACUAUGUGAAAAUUGUAUUGCAACUGUUGUGAAGUAAUAGGGAUGAUUGCUUUUUGUCUCCUUCGGUCAA
Molecule: messenger RNA, 3380 nt
Organism: Vitis vinifera (wine grape)
Lineage: Eukaryota; Viridiplantae; Streptophyta; Magnoliopsida; Vitales; Vitaceae
Product: leucine-rich repeat receptor protein kinase HPCA1
Exons: 20
Coding region: 309-3194 (961 amino acids)
Biological process (GO): protein phosphorylation
Molecular function (GO): ATP binding; protein binding; protein kinase activity
Source: RefSeq, a predicted model, not a curated record